AUGUCAAUCUAUGGAUAUAGAAUGUCUCUGUGGGCAGAACAUGUUGGAGUGAUCGAGGACUGCUUUACACGACCUGAGUCUCUAGAAUGCGUUCGACGAAUAAGAUCGAUGGGUGAGAUGAACUGGAAGCAAUUUGCAGCUGAAGAAGUAACAGAAAUGAGGGGACACCUGAUGAAGUACCCAGUUGAAGUUGAUAGGAUAGGUAAAGUAAGAUCCCUUCCUGGAUGUGAAACUUUCCCGGAUGUUGGAGGAAACAUAGUUGGAUCCUUUCUUGCCAUUCAGGAGAAUCUAACAAUCUGA
Messenger RNA from Ilex paraguariensis (yerba mate), 300 nucleotides. Lineage: Eukaryota; Viridiplantae; Streptophyta; Magnoliopsida; Aquifoliales; Aquifoliaceae. The record is from the annotation of a GenBank genome assembly.